UCUUUCAAUUCAUUUCUACAUUUUCGCAAUUUCCCUCCACUCACAAAACCUCCUUUGACUCUCUCGCUGUUUCUCUGGUGUUACGGAUCCGUUCUGAUCGAGAGCGAUGACGACAGUGGAGCAGCGUAGAAACCAAAACGCUGUUCAACAACAAGACGAUGAAGACACCCAGCACGGCCCUUUCCCCGUCGAACAGCUUCAGGCGGCAGGUAUAGCUUCUGUUGAUGUAAAGAAGCUAAGGGAUGCUGGUCUCUGCACUGUCGAAGGUGUUGCAUAUACUCCAAGGAAAGAUCUCUUGCAGAUCAAAGGAAUAAGCGAUUCUAAGGUUGACAAAAUCGUUGAAGCAGCUUCAAAGCUGGUUCCUAUGGGUUUCACUAGUGCUAGCCAGCUCCAUGCCCAGAGACAGGAGAUCAUUCUGAUUACCUCUGGAUCACGGGAGCUCGACAAAGUUCUUGAAGGAGGAAUCGAAACCGGAUCCAUCACUGAGUUAUAUGGUGAGUUUCGCUCUGGGAAGACUCAGUUGUGCCAUACACUCUGUGUAACUUGUCAACUUCCAAUGGAUCAAGGAGGUGGAGAGGGAAAGGCGAUGUACAUUGAUGCCGAAGGAACAUUUAGGCCACAAAGACUAUUGCAGAUAGCUGACAGGUUUGGACGAAAUGGAGCUGAUGUUCUUGAAAACGUUGCCUAUGCGAGGGCGUAUAACACUGAUCAUCAGUCAAGGCUUCUGCUUGAGGCAGCAUCAAUGAUGGUUGAAACAAGGUUUGCUCUCAUGAUUGUGGAUAGUGCUACAGCUCUCUACAGGACAGAUUUCUCCGGAAGGGGAGAGCUUUCGGCACGACAAAUGCAUCUUGCAAAGUUCUUGAGAAGUCUGCAGAAAUUAGCAGAUGAGUUUGGUGUGGCUGUUGUUAUAACAAACCAAGUAGUUGCGCAAGUAGAUGGUUCUGCUCUUUUUGCUGGUCCACAGUUUAAGCCGAUUGGUGGGAAUAUAAUGGCUCAUGCCACCACAACAAGGCUGGCGUUGAGAAAAGGAAGAGCAGAGGAGAGAAUCUGCAAAGUGAUAAGCUCGCCAUGCUUGCCAGAAGCAGAAGCUAGAUUUCAAAUAUCUACAGAAGGUGUAACAGAUUGCAAAGAUUGAUUGAUCCUCUUCACUUGCAAUACUCUUUUGUUUCUCGUCACUGUGGACUGAGAACAGAUUUGCGUAAGCAUCAAAGUAGUGAUGAGGGAGUAAAAAUAGCUUUGUAAGUAGGUUAUCACGGUGAUGAAAGUUAGUUGCUACCUGUUGUUGUACCCAGCUUCUCACAUAAUCUUAUUUUUUACUACUUAUAUAAGCAAACACGCAAACA
Molecule: messenger RNA, 1343 nt
Organism: Raphanus sativus (radish)
Lineage: Eukaryota; Viridiplantae; Streptophyta; Magnoliopsida; Brassicales; Brassicaceae
Product: DNA repair protein RAD51 homolog 1
Exons: 9
Coding region: 107-1135 (342 amino acids)
Biological process (GO): mitotic recombination; mitotic recombination-dependent replication fork processing; chromosome organization involved in meiotic cell cycle
Cellular component (GO): condensed nuclear chromosome
Molecular function (GO): DNA strand exchange activity; ATP binding; single-stranded DNA binding
Source: RefSeq, a predicted model, not a curated record